Messenger RNA from Rhododendron vialii, 2976 nucleotides. RefSeq names its product arginine-specific demethylase JMJ22. Gene Ontology annotation, cellular component: nucleus. Gene Ontology annotation, molecular function: cis-regulatory region sequence-specific DNA binding; protein binding. Bases 840 to 2342 code for a protein of 500 amino acids. The record is from RefSeq and is a predicted model, not a curated record. The transcript has a single exon. NCBI's taxonomy places the organism in Eukaryota, Viridiplantae, Streptophyta, Magnoliopsida, Ericales, Ericaceae.
GACUAGUACAUACAGUAUGAAGGAAAGUAUGGGCCAUGGGUUAGAGCAUCUCCACCAGCCUCGCUCCAGCUCCGGCGAGGUCAAAGUGGCCAGCCAAACUCCUCUUUUCCGGUUUCCAGCAGACUCGGCAGCCCCUCGCCAGUUUGCUCCCUCGCUUCAGCCCCUCGCCUCGACCAGCGAGGUAUGAAAGGCUCGCUUGCCCUCUGCUCCUUUCUCUCUCCCCCAAAACACACCGGCGACCACCGGCGAUGAGAUUUCCUACUCCCACGAGUCAGUGAAGGCGUGAUUUCUCAUCGUCGUUGUUGUGAAGACUAGUGAAGAUGAACAUCUGAUUUGCAAAAUCCAAGGUCGGUUCCUAUUUUUGUAGCCCAAAAUCAAAAUUGACUGAUCUUGGUGGCUUUGGACGCUCGAUUCCUUUCUUGUAGCUUGGAAAUUGAGAUUAAAAUCGACUGAUUUUCCACCUUUCUAGAUUUGGGUUUGGGGUUUCGUUGGAGAGAAUUGGGAAGUCCAUGGGAACGUCAACCUGAGAGGCGAGAUCUGGGAAGUCUUGGGAAGUCCUGGUUUGACAGCUGUAUUCACUUUUAUUGUAUUUGACAGCUGUAAUCUCUUUUGCCUUGGCUGUUGGGUGUCUCAACCAUUUGGUGGCUAGCUAACUCAUUUUUCCUAAGCAAAAUGGCUAGAAUUUUGAUUACUCUGUUGGAGAUGCUCUUAGAGGUACUAUCUGUGAAAAGAAAUGAGAGAUUUUUUUUUUGAAAAGAAAUGAGAUUAGAGUAAACAGAAGUGGAGAGUGCGAAGAAGAGACGACGGCGCCGAGAACAGAGAUUGGGAGCCUCUCUACGAUGCUAAGAUCCAAGAUUUUGCCGUUGAAGCCCAGAAAUAGAAAGAGAAAGAGAGAGCAAAAUGUUGUUUCCAAAAAUCAAGAACCACUACCCCUAACAGUAGUGGAAGAAGAAGUAGAAGAAGGUUUCAGCUUAAAGACAUCAGCUCCAUCACACAGUCAUGGGGUCCAACCACUGGGUAAUCUCUACUUCAACCCAUCCUCACACAACUCUAGAAACACUGGCCUUGGUAAUCUCCAAACCCUAACUGAUGAGCUUGUUCUUGACAUUCUAGGCUACUUGAGUGGUACCCAUUUGGGUAUUUUAUCCAUUGUCAGCAAAUCUUUUUAUGUCUUCUCUGACCAUGAACCCCUUUGGAGGAACCUUGUGCUGGAAAACUACGGUGGUGGUUUUUUGUAUAAUGGGUCUUGGAAAUCUUCUUUUGUUUCUGCUUAUAAGCCAUCGUUCGUUGGUUCUUGUGUUGGGUCUUUGGGUUUGAAAGUCAGAGACUUUUAUUCUGAUUAUUUGUUUCAGAGUUGGCUAUGUGCCAAUCUUGUUAUGAAACCCGAAUGGCUCGAAAGGGAUAACAUACAGAGGAGGAGAGGAAUGUCAGUUGAUGAAUUUAUAUUGAAUUUUGAGGAACCAAAUAAGCCAGUGCUGCUUGAAGGGUGUACGGAUAAUUGGGUUGCGUUGAAAAAAUGGGACACAGAUUAUUUGGUUGAGGUUUGUGGUGAUGUGAGGUUUUCCGUGGGGCCGGUGGAGAUGAGGCUCCAAGAUUUCCUUAGUUACUCGGAUCAGGCAAGGGAAGAGAGGCCCUUGUAUCUUUUUGACCCAAAAUUUGCAGAGAAAGUUCCAAGGUUGGGUUCAGAUUAUGAAGUUCCAGCGUAUUUUACUGAGGACCUAUUUAAGGUUUUGGGUGGUGAGAGGCCGGAUUACAGAUGGGUUAUUAUUGGGCCUGCCGGGUCCGGUUCAUCAUUUCAUAUCGACCCUAAUUCAACCUCGGCAUGGAAUGCCGUGAUCAAAGGGUCCAAGAAAUGGGUCUUGUUUCCCCCUGAUGUGGUCCCACCUGGGGUGCAUCCGAGCCCAGACGGGGCUGAGGUGGCUUGUCCUGUUUCAAUAAUUGAGUGGUUCAUGAACUUCUACAAUGCCACGAAGAAAUGGGAAAAGAAGCCCAUUGAGUGUGUUUGCAAGGCGGGGGAAGUGAUCUUUGUACCCAACGGAUGGUGGCAUUUGGUGAUCAACUUAGAAGAUUCCAUUGCAAUUACCCAAAAUUUUGUUAGCAGGAGGAAUUUAGUCAAUGUUUUGGAUUUUCUCAAGAGACCAGAUGCUAACACACUAGUAUCUGGAACAAGAGACCGGGUGAAUUUGCAUGACAAGUUUAGGAAGGCAAUUGAGGCAUCUUUCCCUGGAACUAUUGGUCAGUUGAUUUUGGAAGCAGGGGAGAAGAAGGCUCAGCAGAAGAAACCUUCUUUCUGGGACUCAGUAACAGAUUCCAAGGCCGGUGCAUUCAAGUUCUCUUUCUAAAUAAGCACCGGUGCAAACUAUAACUAGGGUGACAGAUCUGCAAAUACUCUUAGCAUAUGCCAAUGUCUGCUUUGGAUGGAGAGGCAUGGUUUGCAACAGUUUUGAAUCAUGUUCUUUUACUAGAUUUCCACAUUAAAAAAGUGAGGGAUGGUUUGCAACAGUUUUGAAUCUUGUUCUUUACUUGCAUUGAGUAGGGAACAAUUUAAACAGAGUGGCAUGUGGUUUAAAACAAGCAAACAGGAAUGAUUGAGUUUUGGUCUUGUCGACGAAAAGGGAUUAGAGUAGCAAAGGUAGGGAGGACGAGGUCCCUAUUCGAGCAGCGAAGAAGAGACAAUGGUGGCGAGGACAGUGAUUGGUUCAAAGCUGGGCCAAAAAUGGUUCAAACUAAUCGCCAGCUAAAUUAGGGUCCCUUUCCCGUACCUUUGUCCCUUUUCCAUGCCUUUGUUUGUGUGCUUCGAUCUGUGGUUUGCUACUUUUUUAGUGUAUUCCUGAGUUUAUAUGCAAUAAUAAUCACUUCCUGUUUAAACAUUCUGUCUGUGCAUGUAACGGCACAUUCCCUCAUGUCAGGACUUACAGGUAUGGUCCUUUAAUCGAGUUUAUGAUUGAAUUCAAAGUGUUACAUUUUGACUGUCUA